AUGGAACAGCCAUUUUCCUCCUCCAAGGUCACAGUCGAGUACUGCGAUCCCCACGAUGUCUACAAGCUCCUUUCGCCGGGCCUGAUCCCCCGACUGCCCCUCCGCGACCUCAACUGGCAGUCUCACGCAGGCCCCGUGCGCUCCAUCAACACCCUCCACGUCGAACUCGUCCCCGCCGACCAAGCUGGCUCCGUCGAUCGAUCUUCGGUUCUCUCUCCCACCCCCGACAGCAAAGCCCCAGGCCAUGGCCAUGGCGACAGCACUGCUAGCCGCGACGAUGGCUUCUCUACAGCGUCCAUUGGUGCUGGUCGUGGUAGCUCUAUCGACAACGCCGGGCCGUUGGGCGCGAUUCGUAACUCCGGGCCUGUCGUUGCCAAAGAACGACGACAUCAAAUUCCUGGUCUACGACGUACUCCCUACCUUAAGGUCCUCUUUGUCAGGUGUGACGACAACGAUGCAUACAAGUCGACAACAAGAGCCGAGAUCCGCGAAUGGAUCAAGACAAACACUCCGUCAUCUACUCCGGGGAAAGCGACGAGCAAUGCCGAAAACCACGAUGCCUUCGAAUGGUUGAUUGUUCACGUUGUCAUACCCAACACUGUCGCUGCUACCCAGCCGCGGUCAAGUGGGAGCAAGGCGGCCGAUUCGAGUUCCGAGAAGACUUCGGCUCUCAAAUGGCGGACUGGGUCCAGCACCCUGUUGGAGAAGCUGCGCAAUGACUUCAACGGCACGGGCAAGGGCGCCGUUGACCGCGUGAGGCAGAUCCGCAUUGGCAUCAACGACGUCCCAUACGAUCUCCUUCCUCGCGUCGUUCCCGCCGUGCCAACCGGCUAUCACGAGACAGAGCAGGAUAGCGAAAAUGCCUGGCAGGACUUGAUUGGAAAGAUCAAGGAGCUCAUCCUGUCGAGCUUCGACACCCGCGUUACCCAAUAUGAGGAGGACAUUAAGGACAAGGAUGCGCAAAGGGGCUUGCCUGGCUGGAACUUCUGCACGUUCUUCAUCUUGAAGGAAGGACUGGCUCGAGGCUUUGAAAGCGUCGGCCUUGUAGAGGACGCCCUGGUUGGUUAUGACGAGCUUAGCAUCGGACUGGAUGCUAUCAUUAAGGAGCAAGCCAUUUCGGGCUCGGCUGAAGCUCACGGUGGAGCUCUUCUCGACUAUACUGAGGAACUGAAAACUCUUGCCGAGCAUGCCGCAAGCCAGAUCUUCUCAGGAAAUAUGGAGUUUGAAGACGAGGAGACUGUUGAUCUCCAGACUAGCAAGCGGGUGAAAGAUACGGAUCCCUUCGGUGCUAUUCCCAUCAGCUCCACCAAGAAACCAUACCGCGAACUGAUUCUUGCCAAUAACAUCUCGCUUUUCGACUUCAGAUGCUACAUCUUCUCUCGGCAGGUUGCCCUCCUUCUGCGGCUCGGCAACGCUUGGUCAACCAGAGAAGAGCUUCUUGCUAAACUCAAGGAACAACAAGACUUGGCUCCUCGGGGUGUUGCACCCAGGGCACCACCGCCAAAACAGGCCUCGGACGAAUCUGAGAACCUGUCACAGCUUGCCGAGAUCUGCAGGAGGACAUUGGAGUUUGUCCCUGCAGUCUCCAUGCUCAUCCGCAAGGACAUUCUAGCGGCCUUGGGUCUGGGGAAGGGAGGCGUCGGGGCUGGUGAUGAUUAUGAGAAAAUCGACCCAGUACUGGCUGAGGUUAUUGACAACAUUGUUGCUUCGUUCGCCUUUUCCGUCGCGCAGCAAAUCCUUGCCCAGACUUCCACCAAGUCUUUGCAGAUCCCUGCCCCCAUGCUGGCAGCUGGUUCUGAUAACGAGCAAAAGUCCGCGAUCCCGGAACCAAAAACGAUGAUGCAUCCUGCGCGGACCUCGUCCAUCCCUUUACGCCAGUCAAUACAGCGUCCUCCGCCCAGCCCUGUCGGGUUUCCCGGGCCUGGUCGCAAGGAUAGCAUAAAUGAUGGCGAGUAUGGCAUGGCUCAGUUCCUUAAGACGGGACUCGAGGAGUUGGCCGCGAGAAGAGCUGAGCUGUAUACGCUGUCUCGAAACGUUCUCGAAGAAUGUGGUAAACGGCGCGGCUGGACUAACGGUUGGGCUGCGGUACCCAUAGUAGAGAGCGGCGCUUCCGACUUGCAAGAGAUCAGCCUCGAUGACGAGCCAGAGUCAGAUGCGAGACCCGCACCAGAAGUCGAAGUCUCCCUUCAGGCCUCGGUAUCUGGUGUAGGCAAUGAGUUGCUACGCACUGCCCUCGACAACAAGGAUGACUUCUACCGACUGUACGAGACGUUAACCGAUAAGGCGAUGCGUCACUACUCUGUCGCCAAGUAUGACCACUCGGUCCAGGCGACCAAGGCUGACCUCGCAGUCCUCAAAUUCCACCUAUCUGAGUACAAGGAGGCCGAGUAUUACUUCUAUCAUACGAUCCCGUUCUUUGGGGGAUGUUCGUGGAGUCUGCUCGAGCUUUCCAUGCUCGUUAUGUAUGCCAAGUGCUUGAAGGAACUGAGUAGACAAGAAGACUAUGUCACCAAGGCACUUCGCCAGCUCCUAACAAAGGCUGCAGCAGCUGAGCGGGAUAGGUUACAGCAAAAGUCUAUGAUCCGUAUGGGCAACGGGUCCGCAAAACAAUACCCAGAGAGUUCCGCGAUAUCUGGCUUCCUUGCCGAUAUGCUGACAGUUUCGGCAACGCUAGAGAAAGAGGUCAAGAUACCAUUGACCAACUUCUUUGGUGAAGUCGAGCUUGACGGUCCGCCGACCUAUGACGAUGACCAGGAUAGUUUCUCACUCUCGCUGAAGCUUAGGAGUCUUCUGGUUGACGAGUUUGACGCGGAGUCUGUCAGCCUUCGUAUAUCCAGCCCUGGGUUUGGCGGCAACAAGGAGAUUUGGGUGCAGGCCAAAGGCCCUGUGACAAUCAAACCAGGCCGGAACAAGGUUCCACUACAAAGCAACAUGUUGAUGCCAGGCAACUAUGAAGUUGACCAGAUCCGCAUCAAGAGCAGCAAUGUCUUGCUGCACUUCGAGCGAGAGCUUGGACAAGUGGUGGAAAAGCCAUUCACUGUCCUGCAGAACCCUGCUGUAACGCUUUACCAACGCACGAGCUCGCUUGACGUCCGACUCUUCAGCAGCAAGGAUAUCCGACUGGACUCAAACAACAUGUUGGAAGUCGAGGUCAUGACCGGCUGGAACGAGAUCACGAGUGCUGAGGUGAAGAUCAAGUCGGCAACGGGAGGUUUGCGGCUCCUAAUGGGGGAUGCUGUGAUCCUUGACGAGUCGGCAGGGAAGUCAAAGAAAGUCGAGGGAGGAACAUUCACGUUUGGGGCCAUCGCAAGAGAUAGUUCCGUGAAGAUCAGAUUCCCCUUCAAGAUGGAGCAGGACGUACUCCACGUCGCUGUCAAGGUUGAAGUCACAUACUCAACCGACAAGGGAACCUUCACAUUCUUCAAGACCUCUUCGGUCUCCAUUGCUCUUGCCCUAGGAGUCAAUGUCCAAGACGUGUUCAAGCACAAGGCGCUCUUCUCCCGAUUCACCGUUUCCACUGCUAGCCCCAGUCCCUUGAGGCUGUACAAGAGCGAACUUAUCCCCUCAGACCUUUUCGAGUCUCAUUACGGGAUACCACCAAGCGACCCAGUCGCUAUCUUCCCCAAGCAGCCAGCCAGUCUGCUGUACAAGAUCGUCAAGAAACCCGGGGUAGCUAUCGGGCCCAGCACGAAGAAGACUCUCUACCUGAAGCUGUGGUACAGCGUCCUACAAGACGAGAUCGAGGAUCUCCUCGACAAGACCCUCACCAAAGACCUCGCCGACACUCCUCUGCGACAAUACUCCAAGUUGAUCGUCUACAAAGUCCUCGCCUGGAGCCAAAAGCGGCUAACAGCCUACGAGCUCGAGAAGUGCACUUUGCUGGGCGAGCUCUCCACCUCGUUCCUGUCAGACAUCAACUGGGCAACCCAAUUCCCCGGCAUCGGGCCCACGUCGAGUUCCUCUCUCCAAGGCGAAGACAGCCACCAGAUCGCCGCCAAACUAGCCGCCUUUCUGCGCUCCUGGCUGCUCGCCAACCCCGUCUUGCCCUUAACUCUCCCUGACGUGGAAAACCCCCUCCUAAUCAGCACGAUCCUAAUCCCCGUCGACAUACCCUCCAUAACCAUCGUGCACACAACCGACAUUUUGUUUCAGAAACCUCCCUUUCCCAUUAACUCCGACUCCAACACUUCCCACCCUUCCCAAACUUCCCAAACUUCUUCCUCUCUUGAGGAGGUGGUGGAAGGAGGCGGCCAAGAAGGCCAAGAAGGCCACCCAACAUUCAUAAUCAACCAACAACUCCCCGCCACUUUACGUCUCAAAUGGACGCGCAUCUGGGACACCGCCUACCCUGCCUCUCCGCAACGCUUCGAAGACCUGGAAUUUAGUUACGAGAUUAACGCUCCGGCUGAUACGUGGUUGGUGGGCGGACGGCGGAAGGGUCACUUUGUCAUACCCGCUGCUGCUGCUGCCCCUACCCCUCCUACAAAUGAAGAAGAAGAAGGGGAAAAGGAGGGUAGUAAAGAAAGUAGCACACCACAAACAGAAGCCGACAUUCCCCUCCUUCUCAUCCCUCUCCGCGAAGGAUACCUGCCUUAUCCCGCUGUCGACAUAAAGCAGGUUAAGUCGUCGUCUUCAUCUUCCAACUCUCCCACCAGACCUUCCGAUGGGCAAGCAGGUAGUGGAGGUGCUGGAGGAGGAGGAAGUGGAGGUGGGAGUAUACACGGCCACUGCGAAACUGAUAACAGAAACCUAGGAGAAGUAGUGGAAGUUAUUAGCGAUCGGGCAAGGGUGACGCUGAGUUUGGACGCGAGCGGGCCGGCGGGCGGACCGUUGGUUUUGGAGUGUGAUAGGGUUGGGUUGGAGGGGGUGGGGGGACGGGUUGUUGCUUAG
Messenger RNA from Sordaria macrospora k-hell, 4890 nucleotides. RefSeq lists its product as uncharacterized. The record is from RefSeq and is a predicted model, not a curated record. NCBI's taxonomy places the organism in Eukaryota, Fungi, Ascomycota, Sordariomycetes, Sordariales, Sordariaceae. Gene Ontology annotation, biological process: intra-Golgi vesicle-mediated transport; early endosome to Golgi transport. Gene Ontology annotation, cellular component: TRAPPII protein complex.